Molecule: messenger RNA, 1281 nt
Organism: Eimeria mitis
Lineage: Eukaryota; Apicomplexa; Conoidasida; Eucoccidiorida; Eimeriidae
Product: protein phosphatase 2C, putative
Exons: 4
Coding region: 1-1281 (426 amino acids)
Source: RefSeq, a predicted model, not a curated record
AUGCAGCUCUCUGUUGGUAAUCAAGAAGAAGAGGGAGAGACAGAAAGAACAGAAGAGACAGAGACAGAAAAGGAGACAAACGGCGACACCGAAAUAAAUAAAAAAACAAAUAAAAAUACAGACAAAGACACAGAGUCUCCACACUCAGAUUGCGAGGAGACAGUUGAUGAUGCAGAGAAGAGACAGUCUCCUGCUGAGGGGCAGCGGCUGCCGCUGCUGGGGCGUCUAGACAGCACAGCUCACAUGGGGGGAGAGAAGCAGCAGCAGCAGCAGCAGCAGCAGCAGCAGCAGCAGCAGAAGCAGAAGCAAGAGAAGCAGAUAGAAGCAGCAGGAGACGCACAGUCUCCAUUGUCUAGUGAUACAGAGAGCGAUGGCUCAGAUGCAUGCAGCCCCCGCAGCAGCAGCAGCAGCAGCAGCAGCAGCAGCAGCAGCAGCAACAGCAGCAACAGCACUUCUUCUUCUUCUCGUGCUGCAGCAAGAAGCAGCAACAGCAGCAAAGAAGAGACAGAAAGAAAGGAGACAAAGGAGACAGAUGCAGCAGCAGCAGCAGCAGCAUCUCCUUUAUCUAUAGAAGAGACAUCCUUAACAUCAUCAUCAGCAGCAGCAGCAACAGCAGCAGCAACAGCAGCAGCAGCAGCAGCAGCAACAGCAGCAGCAGCAGCAGCAGGAGAGAACGACGACGAGCGAGAGUCUGCUUCUUCUUGCUGCUCCAGCUCCUCCUCCUCCUCAUCAUCAUCAGCAACAGAAGCAGCAGCAACAGCAGCAACAGCAGCAACAGCAGCAGCAGCAGCAGCAGCAGCAGACAUGCAGCAAAGACUAGAACACCCACACCCCUCAUCACCUGAAGGCUGCGGCAGCACUGCUGUUGUUGUUAUUAUUGUGCGGGGAGACAAACCAAAGCUCAUCGUUGCCAAUGCAGGAGACUCCAGAGCCGUCAUCAGCAGAGGAGGAAUUGAAGCAGUGGAGUUUAUAAGAGCUCAUUUAGCGGCAUCAACAAAAACAAGAGGAGAAGCAUUAAGAGAUGCAUGCGCUGCUCUUUGUGAUAGCUGUCUUUCUCCUGAUCCUAUUAAAUCAGAAGGGCAUGGUUGCGACAACAUGACGGUGGUAGCAGUUGACUUAUCUCGGGAUUUGCUGCAGAAAGGAGACAGUUGCUGCAGCAGCAGCAGCAGCAGCAGCAGCAGCAGCAGCAGCAGCAGCAGCAGCAAGAUAGUUCUUUAUGGGGGGGGAGAGGACCUCUAUCUAGGGCAGGAAGAAGCAGAAUAUGAUGAUGACGAUGAAUGA